AUGGACAUCACUGUAGACCGCAGGCCGUUCCUGUUGCGGCCCGACUGUCCGCCGGAAGGCCAACCUAGGCGGAUGUUUGACGGGGAAACUGAGACCGAACUGGCUCCUGCGAUGCAGGAGCGGGCCCGGGGCGCAGGCCUGGUGAUGCGCCGCCCGCAAAUGUCGCCCAAUACCCUGUACGUGCAUGAGACGACGCUGUUUGCCAAGGAGCAGGGCCUCGAUGACCGCUUCCACCACGUGGCCGCGUCCGCUUUCUGGGAGGAGAGCGUCGACCUGGGCAGCCUCGAGGUGGUCAAGGGACUGGCGGAGAAAGCCGGCCUGGACCUGUCGGAACUGGUACCGAGGCUGGAGUCCGGCCACUACCGGGACGCGGUACUGGAAUCCAACGAGACGGCCCGCGCCAGCGGAAUCGGCGGGACGCCGACGUACAUGAUCGGCGGGUGGCGCAAGUUCGGCGACCUGGGCGUCGAUGAGCUCAAGACGAUAAUCGAGGCGGUGGGCCGCUAG
This is a messenger RNA of Geodia barretti, 507 nucleotides long. NCBI's taxonomy places the organism in Eukaryota, Metazoa, Porifera, Demospongiae, Tetractinellida, Geodiidae. The record is from the annotation of a GenBank genome assembly.